AUGUUCAAAUUCUUUUAUUCAUUCGUUAGCACCCACCAGUAUCUAUCUAUCUAUCUAUCUAUCUAUCUAUCUAUCUAUCUAUCUAUGCGUACAUAUACAUAUCUGUUUCUGUGCGUCUGUUUUAUUAUGAAAAAAGGCGGUCUGAAUGGCUUUUUUUCCCUGACUCUCUUUCUCGUUCUCUUUCUCUCCCCCCCUUUCUCUCUCUAUCUAUUUAUCUGUCUAUCUAUCUAUCUAUCUAUCUGUCUAUCUAUCUAUAUAUAUCUCUCUCUUUCUACAGUGUUUUUUGCUCGCGCGCAACGUUUUUCGCACUUUGUCUUUCUUCCUCUCUCUCUCUCUCUCUCUCUCUCUUUCUCUCUUUCGUCUCCUCUCUUAUCUCUCCUCUCUCCCUUUAUGAGUGUGUAUGUGCGUGCUCGACGCCAUUUAAAAGUUGUAGUGAUUCUGUCUGAUCUAUUUAUCUGUGAAAUAACCUAA
Acanthosepion pharaonis is the source of this 471-nucleotide messenger RNA. NCBI's taxonomy places the organism in Eukaryota, Metazoa, Mollusca, Cephalopoda, Sepiida, Sepiidae. The record is from the annotation of a GenBank genome assembly.